AUGGAAGCUCGUUGUGAUUAUUGUGGAACAGAACAUGCAUUGGUCUACUGCAAAUCCGAUUCGGCUAAACUCUGCUUAAACUGUGACGUUUAUGUACACUCGGCGAAUCCUCUGUCCUUGAGACACACGCGAUCCUUGAUCUGUGAGAAAUGCCUCUCGCAACCCGCUUUGGUUAAUUGUCUGGAUGAGAAGGUUUCUCUCUGCCAAGGAUGUCACUGGACCGCAAGUAAUUGCUCCGGUUUAGGACACAGGAUUCAAGACCUGAAACUUUACUCUGGUUGUCCUUCUCCAGUAGAUUAUGCCAAGAUUUGGUAUUCGAUUUUAGACCAUUCUUUCUCGGAUUCGGUUUCUCCAUUUAAUGAUUGCACCAAAAUGAAGGAGUUAAAAGAUUGGGAUGGUUUAUUGACUUCCACGGUUACACAAACUAAGAAUCUAAAGGACCAUUCUUCUUUCUUUUCCAAGGAAUAUAAUCUUCCUAAUAUGAUAGAGGAGGAGUGUUCUGGUUUGGAUCUAUGCGAAGGGAUUGAUUUGGAUGAUUUGCCGUUAAAUUUCAACGCAAGCGAUGAUAUUAUGGGAUGUUCAUCACUUGAACAUACCAAAAGUUACCAAUAUGAUGAAGAUUCUUUCGAGGAAGAGAAGAGCAUUGACCUUUCUUCUCUGCUGCGUCCUGCUUUAUCCGAGAAUGUUGUUCCGAGUUUGUCACUUCCGAUGUCCAACAUCACAGGAGAAAGCAGCGCAACUGAUUACCAAGAUUGUGGGAUUUCGUCAGGGUUUCUGAUAGGAAAUUCGCCAUGGGAGUCUAAUAUUGAAGUUAGUCCAAAAUCAAGGGACGAGGCGAAAAAGAGAUACAAGCAAAAGAAAUCAAAGCGCAUGUUUGGGAAGCAAAUACGAUACGCAUCACGUAAAGCCAGAGCUGAUACGAGAAAACGGGUUAAAGGAAGAUUUGUGAAAUCGGGAGAAACUUUUGAGUAA
Messenger RNA from Eutrema salsugineum, 972 nucleotides. RefSeq names its product putative zinc finger protein CONSTANS-LIKE 11. The record is from RefSeq and is a predicted model, not a curated record. NCBI's taxonomy places the organism in Eukaryota, Viridiplantae, Streptophyta, Magnoliopsida, Brassicales, Brassicaceae. Gene Ontology annotation, molecular function: zinc ion binding; protein binding. The transcript has 4 exons. The coding region runs from base 1 to 972 and encodes 323 amino acids.